AAAUUCGUGAGUCGCGCGCGCGAACGGCGUGGCCGUGGACGCAUCCUAGCGUAAUAUACGUGUUUCGAUGAACGAUAUAUACGAAUAAUCGCGAACGUGUCGCACUUUCGGAAGAUGUGAUUGUCUUCGAUUAACGCAGACGUUACGCGGUUUUUUCCAUUUUUUCGCUCCGAGAAACGCGAAAUCUUGAGAUAUAUAUACGCGCAUAUAUAUAUAUAUAUAUAUACAUACAUACAUAUAUAUAUGUGUAUAUAUACAUAUAUAUACGCACUCAUACGUAUAUACGUCGAGGACUCUGGAAUACAGCAGUACCUAAGUUGACGUCCGUAGUGCGCGGUUCCGAUUUCUCGUGCUUUUUGUAAACAUGAUGUUUGGAUUCAUGAAAUAAUUUGUUUUUUUCCUCCCCCUCCCGUUCCCCCACGAGAUCGAUCGGCGAGCGCGAAUCUUGCGACGAACGCGCGAUCUUCGACGAACCGAGGCCGGUGAGUCCCAUCAUGUGAUUCUCUUCGUCGGGGAAUACACGAAAAGUAUGGGCACAUCUCCGUUACGCGGGAAACACUGUAUAAUUUAGUUAAUAAAGUUGGAGUAUCUUGGUAUUUUACCAUGGAACAGUCAGACGUAGUGCAGAUGCAAGUUCUUCAACUCGAGGAAAUACCAACAGAUAUUGAUGGACAGACGAUUCAAAUCGUUAAUCAAGAUGUAAAAGCUGCUACUUCUAUGGAAGGUGGCCAGGAUUCGCCAAAGGCCUACAGGCCACCGUUGGAGACUACGUUAGUAGCAGAGGAUACUGAUAUCGAUGUAGAAGUUGCAACAGAUGAUUACUUGAACGCAAGUCAUAUUGAUGUAUCCGUUAAAGAUAUCGACAGCAAUGCUGGACAUAAUAAUAGGGUAGAACCUGAGUUGAAUCAACCUGAAACAAAAAUUUAUACAUCAGACCAGGAACAGAUUGUUUAUGAACAUGUAAAAGAGAAUACAAUAGAUUCGAAUCAUGAGUUGCAGCAUUUGUGCACUGAGGAAGACCAAAGUCAAAAUGUGAUAACCGAAUCUAAAAUAGAAGCGAAGCAGGAUGAAAUAGAUAUUCUAGAAAGUGACUGUAAUAUAGUAGGAGAUGCAAAUCAAUCCGAUACUAUAGAUAAGCAGUGUUUAACAUUAGAUGAAUCUAGACUUAGCCAACACUCUGGGGGCCAGAUUCAUGAUACGCAUGAAUCAGUUAAAGAAACAAUCAGAGAGAUACAUGAUAAUGACAGUAACCAAAAUAGCUCAAUAGUAACGGAUGCUGAACUCAUUAAAUUAGAACAAGAAGGAGAAGAAGAAGUAGUUGUAGUAGUAGAAACUAUAGAACCAACAACAACAGAUACAGCAGCAGACAAUUUUAUUGUCACUGUAGAUGAGAAGGAUGUUAAUAAAGACUGCAACCAGGAAACUGUAGUUACUUUACAGGCAAAAAAACUUUCAAAAUCCAGGCAUGAAGACAACAAGAUUGAUCUAAUUGAUUACAGUCAAGAAAGUGAUGAUACUAUAAUAGAAGUAACAGAAGUUAUAGAUGCUCCAGUUACUACAGAACAGUACGAGCAGCAAGAUAACAAAAACUGCGUGGAAAAUAAUGAAUAUCACAUAGAGUCUGUAAAAUUAACCGAUGAAAAAAUUCCGAUCCAUAAAGAUAUAACUGAAAAUAUUCAAUCAGAAGUGAUUGAUAGAGAAACUCUGAUCAGUUCUAAUAAUAAAGAUGAUAUCACUAUUAUCAUAGAUGAAAAAAUUAUAAUCACGGAAGAUGAAGUCACUGCAGAUCAGCCACAAAUUGAAAAUGCUCAUGAAGAUAAUGAAAAUAUUACCGAGCAUAAACAAGAUGAUACACCUGCUCGCGAAAUAUCCGUGGUCUCGUCAAAGAAGAGGAGCGUUAUUCAAGACAUUAUUGACGAUUGGGGUGUCGAGAAUGCAGAUGAAGAUGCGCAAUCGACUUCGAAGGUGCACGAUUCUGUAGAGAUCGAAUUGAAAAGCCUAUUGGACGAAACGAAAUCGGAUCAGAUUGUUACAAACGAGACUCUUCAAGAUAAGACUCCAUCCGCGAAUAAAGAAUAUGUUCCAGAUGAGAUGCAUAAUGUAGAUAUAAGUGAGAAGAAUAUCAAGCAUUCGACUGAACGAACAGAAAAUCAAAAGAAGAACAAAGUAAUCAAUCAAGACGCUGCAGUGCCAUUAAAUAGGAGCGGGAAGAAUUCUCCGAUAAUAGCCAAAUCUUCACGAAGCGCGUUGAACAAGACGCCGCAAUCGCACGUCACCACGUCACUUCCUAAGAAUCGCUCUCGACAUUUAACCAGUCAGAUAGCAUCGCCGGCGGAAGUGACCGAGGUAUUGAAGGAGCGUCUUCGUGAGAAGCAGAAGACUGUUGUAGACACGCCACGCGGACCGGACAUAUUCUUCGUGAAGAAAAUAACGCAAAGACUGUCCAACAAAUUGGCGGGUAGUUCGGUGAAUCCGGUACCGGGUCUUAUACCUCUGCCGCAACAAACCACACCUUCUUCCUCCCCUUCUGCAGCAUCACAAUCUAUGAUAGAUAAUUGUGAUAAAAAGGUAGCAAAUGCGACAGCGGAAACGAGCAAAGAUGGCAGUAAUUCCGAUAACAAGGAACUGUUGGCUAUCUUGGAAGGCGACGUUGAUCCCGACUGGUCCAUCUUGAAGCCACCGACUCUCACGGAGGAAGGCAAAACCCCGCCAAAUGUGGAGACGCAAUCCGAUCACAGUGCGCCACCGAAACUCGAUCCUCUAAUCGAACGAGAAAUGGCACUGAAGCAACUCCUCGAAUUGCCCGUAACGUCGUCCAAGAAGAUUCCAUCGCGAAAGAAGAAGACUUUUCGAGCAGCACCCGGCAAGGUGUCCAAGGAUGUGGAAAAUCCACUUCCACAGGAGAAGGAACUCGCCAGUAUGGAUUCGGCGAGCGAAAAUGCGCAACCAAAUACCAAACCUGCCGAGAUAAAUUUGUGUUCUCCGCAAAAAAGUGAUCAAAAAGAUCACAAGAUUGAAAAAGUAAGCACGCGAGAAGAAUCGAGAUCGGGUAGAAAGCGCAAACCUACGGAAAAGGCGAGAGAACACGAGCAGAACACGAUAAAACGGCAGAAGGUCUACAAGGGUAAAGUUUCGUUGAGUAAGAAGCAAACACAGGAAAAUAUCUCCAACUCGUCGAUCGAGAAUCACGUCGUGGCGAGCGACGCACCGACGGAUGCUGUAAAUAAUGAGAAAACCGUCGCGAAAGAAGUGGCGAACAAACAGGUCGAGGAUAAGACAGAUCCGAUUUCGAGUAAAGUCGAAAGUUCUCGACCGAAACCGAGUCUUCCUAAAAAGGGCUCGCAAGCGAUCGCCAAGAGAAAUAUAGUAGUCAAGAGAUUACUGCGCCAGAAGAUACCAGCUAACGAAAAACCUGUUGCAUUGAAGGAUAAAUUGACCCCGUCGCCAAAGAAGUCUUCCCCAAAGGCUGUCACCAAGUCGCAGAAGCGAACGGCCGAGACUGCUCUCGGCGACCCAAAACCCAAGAAGAAGAUCAUCAACGAGAUAGACAGAUUACUGCAGGACGAGGGCGUUGUCAAUUUAUUGUACGACGUAGAGCAGCCGGACAAGAAGCGUCUGGUGCCCAUCACGAAGUCGCGGACGAAGGUGAUGGAUCUGCAGAAGGUGCAGCGCGAACUGAAGAUUAGAAAGAAAUUGGUUCGCAACGCCGUACUGCGAUUACGCACGUCGACGGUCGCCGGUGUCACCAAAGUAUCACCGAGGUCGAAGAGAACGUCGAAUCAUCCAACUGAUGUUCAAGCGGACAACAAGAAAGUAGGAGAGCAGCUCGGGUCGCCAAAAGGUGCCGCCUCCUCCAUGGAAUUCAUACUUCCGGCGAAGAUUAGAAACGCGGCCGAUGCAUCUAUCAUUAUCAGGAGGCAUUCGUCCAGUUCGUUCUCGAGUGCGUCCGGAAGUCCUAGAGUUAGCGUCGACGCGCCGGAGAAACCAGCAGAAGUUGCCAAGACGGACGACGGGGCAGUUCACUCCUUGAGAUCCGCCAAGAAGAGACGGGAUUCGCAGGACGAGAAAAUUAAUAACGCGAAGAAAAGUAAGAAGAAAACGGUACAAAGGUCCGACGCGGAACCUGUCGCUGCUGUUCCUACUGGUACUAUCAGUACUACUCCUACAACUACCACGAUUAGUAAUGCUGUUGCCAAUAAUGCAGAUGAGAAGACUGUCGCUCCGCGUCCCAAUAAGAAAUCUGAAAUCAAAAAGAUCGACAAGACUAGUAAACAACAGGAAAAUGUUCACGCGUUUGAAGACCAUGUUUCAAGUAAAGUUACGACCAGGUCGUCGAAUGCAGUAACGGGGAAAGUAACGGCGAAGAGCAAACGGGCCGUGAAAAGCAAAGUGACUUUUGUCAAAGCAGAUGACUCGGACAAUGCUGAGAAUUCUAAAGAGGAGGAUGAAUUGUCCGCUUGUCUUGCUGAAGCGGCCACUGCUCUUUCGGUCGUCAAUACUGGCGGUCGAUCUGGAAAUGUUGCGACCACACGAAAGAACAAAGCGAAUGCAAGUAAAACGGACGUGGAUAGUAACAAAACGAAAGUGGAAACGCAAGGUCAAUUCAGCAAUAAAGAAAUCAAUGUGCGCCGGCAUGGUAAUCUCGUACAAUUAAUACUUACGCCAUCCUCAUCGACGAAAAUCAGAAAUGCUCUUACAUUACAGGUGAUGCAAGAAUUCAGAGAGGCUCUGUCGAUAUUAAAAAGAGACGACGAAUGUAGGGUGGUACUGUUCACUUCUACAGGUACAAGCUUUUGCGAAGGUCUUGAUCUUUCGGCAUUAAUGCAAACGACUAAGGAGGAACGACGGUCUGCCGCUCAAGAGUUGGCAAAUGCUGUUAAGGAGUUUAUUAAAAGUUUGGCAACUUUCAAUAAGCCUAUAGUGGCUGGUGUACAAGGCGCUGCAAUUGGACUUGGAGUGACCAUGUUACCUCUCUUCGAUCUUGUAAUUGCUAGCGACAAGGCGACAUUUUGUACCCCUUACGGCAAAUUAGGACAAAUCGCUGAAGGAGCUGCGGUCUUCACUCUUUCACACAUACUGGGCAGUGCAAUUACGAGUGAACUUCUUUUGGGUGGAAGAACUUUAACGGCGAGUGAAGCGUUAAGAGCAGGUCUCGUUACCCGAGUUUUAUGGCCUGAUCGGUUUCAAGUAGAAUUAUUACCGUCAUUGCGAGCUAUGAGUGAUCAAUCGUCACAGUCCAUGGAAGCAACAAAGGCUCUAUUGCGUCACAGCCUACGGAAAAAGUUAGAUGCUGCGCUUGAAUCAGAAACAUAUUUAUUGAUUCAGCAUUGGUGCUCUGUGGAGUGCCAGACUGCUAUAAAAGCUUACAUUGAUGGAAAAAUACAAUAAAUCACGUGUGCAAGUACUACUAAUCAUGAGUCUGCGAUAUGUGUUAGAGAAUGGAAGUGAUUGAUAUUUGUGGAUGAUGAUAAAUAAUCAUGCAAAUAUAGCUGAUGUUAUGCAAAAAUUGUACUUCUGAUACAACAUUCUACGUCAAUGCACGAUAUUCUUUAGAUUUAAGAUAUAAAUACUGAAUCACACACAAAAAGAUUGACUAUUUUACUAUUAGAAACAAAUCAUUUAGAUAUAAAUUUAUUAUAUAAAUAUAUAUGCAUGUAUAAA
This is a messenger RNA of Nylanderia fulva, 5661 nucleotides long. RefSeq lists its product as uncharacterized. The record is from RefSeq and is a predicted model, not a curated record. NCBI's taxonomy places the organism in Eukaryota, Metazoa, Arthropoda, Insecta, Hymenoptera, Formicidae.